Staurois parvus is the source of this 264-nucleotide messenger RNA. The record is from the annotation of a GenBank genome assembly. Lineage: Eukaryota; Metazoa; Chordata; Amphibia; Anura; Ranidae.
UGGGUACCUGUCAAAUUCAGCAGUCUCUGGUCAUCUCCUUUACUGUCUGCAGUCUCUGGUCAUCCCCUGUACUGUCUGCAGUCUCUGGUCAUCUCCUUUACCGUCUGCAGUCUCUGGUCAUCCCCUGCACUGUCUGCAGUCUCUGGUCAUCCCCUGCACUGUCUGCAGUCUCUGGUCAUCUCUACUAUGUCCACAGUCUCUGGUCAUCCCCUGUACUGUGUCCGCAGUCUCUGGUCAUCUCCUGUACUAUGUCCACAGUCUCUG